CAACCGACGCGCCUCUUGAUAAACUAGAACAAACACAUUUACUCUACGCGCCUCCCCUAUUCUACUCCUACUACUAUACCUUCUUCAAAAAUAUUAGUAGUAAAUUUUAGCAGCUCAUUUUUUCUGUAAAAGCAAUUGCAAAUUUCAAAAGCAAUAAUUUUUAAAAUUUUCUAAGGGCUUUUUAGUCUUAAAAAUUUGUUUAUCUUUUUGUAUACUCCUUUUUUUCUCUGUGUGAAGUAAAAGCAAUUGAUUUUUUUGUUAGCUUUUAAGUAGAAAUUGUUACUCUUUUUUUUGUGCUUGGAUUUAUCAUAUUGGAGAAGUUAUCAAUUUCCGGUGAUUCAAUUAUAUUUGUGGACUUCAAACGCAGCUGGUUCUCUGGCUUUAGGGAAUGUCUGCUCUUAGUUAUUGAUUGACGUUGCUGGCUUAUUUGGAAGACGGGGAUGAAGCUAUCUGCACUCUUGACUUCUGCUGGAGUUAAUAUUGCAGUCUGUGUGGUGCUGUUCACUUUGUAUUCCUUAUUAAGGAAACAACCAACUUUUGUAAAUGUCUACUUUAGCCAGAGGUUUGCUCGGGUACGAACAAGACAGCUCGGUGGCUUUAACUUUGAGCGAUUUGUUCCUUCUCCUAGUUGGAUCUUAAAGGCAUGGGAAGCAUCUGAUGAAGAAAUAGUUGCUGCCGGGGGUUUGGAUGCAUUCGUGUUGGUGCGGAUGAUUGUUUUCAGUUGCCGAAUAUUCUCCAUUGCAACAACUCUAGGCCUUUUCCUCGUGGUGCCUCUUAAUUAUUUUGGUCAGGAUAUUCGGCGUCAGCAAAUUCCAGCCGAGUCUUUGGAGGUAUUCACCAUUGUGAACGUUGAGCCAGGGUCAAGAUGGUUCUGGGUUCACUGCCUCGCACUGUAUAUCAUAUCCUGUUCUGCUUGUCUUCUUCUUUUCUUUGAGUACAAGAGUAUCUCAAGGAAGCGACUGGCAUACUUCACUUCAUCACUUAACCGCCCAAGUUACUUCACAGUUCUGGUCCGUUCCAUCCCAAAGUCCAAGGAAGAAUCAUACAGUCAAACACUGGAAAAAUUCUUCAUGAAUUACUAUGCAUCAAGUUAUCUAUCUUAUCAAAUUAUCUAUCGGUCUGGUUCUGUUCAGAAACUGCUGACUGAUGCAGAGGAGGCGUUCAUGAUGCUUAGAACAACCCAAAAGGAGCUUUGUACUGGAUCAAAUUUUAUGAGAUGUGGCCUUUGUGGAGGAGCUACUACAUCUUUCAAGAUGAUUCCCUGUGAGCGUGAUCCUGAUAAAGGAGGAGAUGAUUGUAGUGGUUCAGAUUUGAGAAAAAAGGAAUCUGCAGCUGCUUUAGUUUUUUUCAGGAAUCGGUAUGCUGCUUUAGUUGCUUCGCAAGGGCUUCAAACUUCGAAUCCCAUGUCGUGGGUUACGGAUCUUGCUCCAGAACCAGAUGAUUUGUACUGGUCAAACAUUUGUGUUCCUUACAGACUCCUUUGGAUUCGUAAAAUUGCGCUUCUAGUGGCCUCUAUUCUUUUUGUGGCAUUUUUCCUUUUUCCUGUUUCACUAACACAAAGUCUCGUUCACCUUGACAAGCUGCAAAAGACAUUUCCAUUUCUUAGAGGAAUUUUAAAGAGAAAAGGAGUUCCUCAGCUUGCCACAGGAUAUCUACCAAGUGUUGUAUUAAUUCUAUUUUCCUACAUAGUUCCUCCAUUGAUGAUGCUAUUUUCUAAAAUGGAGGGCUCUAUCUCACGUAGUGGCAGGAAGAGGAGUGCAUGCAUAAAAGUUCUAUGUUUCUUCAUCUGGAAUGUUUUCUUUGGUAACAUUGUCUCCGGAUCUGUUAUUGACAGAUUAAACAAAAUUUUCAAGGAUGUAAACAAUCUGCUUUCAACGGCUGUGCCAUCAACGGCCACCUUCUUUAUGACCUACGUUUUGACCUCAGGCUGGGCAAGUCUAUCUGUUGAACUCUUGCAACCAUUUGGUCUCAUAUGCAGAUUGUUCUCCUGGUUUAUUCUGAGAAACAAGGAUCCUUCAUGUCAUGGAACACUGACUUUUCCAUACCAUACAGAAGUUCCAAGGAUCCUCCUAUUUGGCCUCUUUGGUUUUGCAUAUGCCAUUUUGUCACCUUUAAUACUGCCUCUCUUGGUAGUUUAUUUUUCCAUUGCUUACCUCGUAUAUCGUAAUCAGAUCCUCAAUGUAUAUGUGACAAAAUAUCAAACUGGUGGAACCUAUUGGCCUAUUGUGCACAACACAACAAUUUUCUCCAUGGUGCUGAUGCAAAUUAUAGCGUUGGCGGUCUUUGGAUUUAAAAAAUCUUCAUCCACAUCAAGCUUCACUAUUCCGUUGAUAAUCUGUACAUUACUCUUCCACGCGUACUGCAGGCAAAGGUUUGAACCAUUGUUCAAGGACCCUCCUGCUCAGAUCCUCAUUGAGAUGGAUAGACAGGACGAGGCAAGUGGGAAGAUGAAAGAGAUGUAUCAACAACUCACAUCAGCUUAUUGUCAGUUCAAAUCAACUUUAUUUGCACUGGGUAAAGCUGUUCCUGGAAAUGGAGGAGAGAACUUGAGUAUCCAUAAGGUUCAAGAUGUAGAAGACAUUAAUCCAGGGAAAAGUCCUUCGCAUCUUCCGCCAUCAUGUACAUCUAUUGAAAUUAAAAGUCCCCGUCUUCCUGUAUCACAUACAUCUUUGGAAAUAUCACCACAUGCAUCGUUGGAAAUUAAAAGUCCUCAUCUUCCAUCACCACAUACGUCUUUGGAAAUUAAAAGUCCUUCACAUCUUCCGUCAUCAAUUGCGUCAUUGGAAAUUAAAAGUCCUCCUCAUCUUUCUUCAUCACGCACAUCUUUGGAAAUUAAAAGUCCUCCUCAUCUUCCUUCAUCACGCAUGUCUUUGGAAAUUAACAGUCCUCAUCUUCCUUCAUCACGUACGUCAUUGGAAAUUAAAAAUCCUUCUCAUAGCCUUUCAUCAUCUAAGUCAUUGGAAAUUCCAAGUUCUCAUCUUCCUUCACCGCGUACGUCUUUGGAAAUUAGAAGUUCUCAUCUUCCUUCACCACAUGCACCUUCGGAAAUUAAAAGUCCUUAUCUUCCUUCUUGGGAUAUUAAAAGUCCUCUUCUUCCUUCACCAAGUGAAUCUUCGGAAACUAAAAGUCCUCAUCUUGCUUCACCACGUAAAUCUUCAGAAAUUAGAAAUCCUCUUCUUCCUUCACCACGUGAAUCUCUAGAACUUAAAACCCCUCGUCGUGCUUCACCUCGUAAAUCUUCUGAAAUUAGAAGUCCUCUUCUUCCUUCACCGUGUGAAUCUUUGGAAAUUAAAAGCCCUCCCCAUGCUUCACCUCGUAAAUCUUCCGAAUUUAGAAGUCCUCAUCUUCCUUCACAAGGUACAUCUUCGGAAACUGAAGAAUCACGUGGCAAGUAGAUGAAUCUUUUCUGUGCAUAUAUAUGCGGUGUUGGUGCUAUUUGUGCAUUUUUAUGACUGCCUAUCGUAUGGGCACGGUUGAUGUGUCGUGUGAACCGCCUCAUAAAGAGACUUCUUGGAAGUGUACAGGAUUAUACAUGUGAAAAAUGUCAUCUGAAGAGACUUCUUGAAGUGUACAGAACUUUGUUUGAUGGCUCUGAAGAUGCACAACUUACAAGAGUUGUUAUAGAUUGUUUUUAUAUUCCUCUAUAGAUGGUUCCAUGACUAUGGAAACCUGUGUUUGCUUGAUCUGAGUACAAUUUUGUUUCUUUAAACUUAAUGGCUGAAGUUGUAAUAGGCAAUACAAAGAACAAACACUAGAACACAAGAGAAGAUUGCAUCGAUUAAUAGUGUUAGAAAUGUGUCCGCGGAGACAAUUUGCAGCAUAAUUUUGGUUGUGGAUUAGGAAGGAUGAGUUUUAAGGUUUGGAGAAAAUUGAUUAUAGUGUGAUCAGGACCAAGGAUGUAGUGGAAAGAAUUCAUAGUGUUCUUUUUUAAGGAUGUUCU
Molecule: messenger RNA, 3940 nt
Organism: Capsicum annuum
Lineage: Eukaryota; Viridiplantae; Streptophyta; Magnoliopsida; Solanales; Solanaceae
Product: CSC1-like protein RXW8
Exons: 12
Coding region: 441-3395 (984 amino acids)
Cellular component (GO): plasma membrane
Molecular function (GO): calcium-activated cation channel activity
Source: RefSeq, a predicted model, not a curated record